Molecule: messenger RNA, 597 nt
Organism: Paramisgurnus dabryanus
Lineage: Eukaryota; Metazoa; Chordata; Actinopteri; Cypriniformes; Cobitidae
Source: RefSeq, a predicted model, not a curated record
AUGAAAUUCAUUCUUUAUUCAUCUGUCAACAACAAUGGACACUUGACUUUUGAUCAACCAUGGGACAGCUACUCCCCAUACAGCUUCCCAGGUCAUGGUGGCAAAGACAUCAUCGCUCCAUUCUGGACUGAUCUUAAUAAUUGUGAGAACGGUGUGAUCUCAUACCAGCAGUACACCUCUGGCGAUGUCCUGACACAAGCUACACAAGACAUAAAUCAAUACUUCCCUGAUCUGAGCUUCUCUGCUUCAUGGGUCUUUGUUGUAACUUGGGACAGAGUGGCAUAUUUUUCAUAUUCAGGAACUGAAACAUCUUUCCAAGUGGUUUUGAUUUCAAAUGGCCAUCUCUCAUUUGUUUUAAUGAACUAUGGUAGAAUUGCUCCAUCAGCGCAAUAUGUGCAGGCCGGUUAUGACAACAUCGACUCCAGCUAUUAUUUCUCAAUUACUGGAUCACUCCAGACUGACUUCACAGGCUUAACACACAGCACCAAUGUCAAUGUUACAGGCAGAUGGGCCUUCAGAACAGAUUGUGGACCACAGGGAUGGGGCGCUACAGAGCUCCCUUACCACGCCCGAAUUACAGCCUUUGCCGGAUCCUAA